Pezoporus occidentalis (night parrot) is the source of this 1368-nucleotide messenger RNA. It is a transcript of the gene RMI2, whose product is annotated as RecQ mediated genome instability 2. The record is from RefSeq and is a predicted model, not a curated record. Gene Ontology annotation, cellular component: nuclear speck; cytosol. The transcript is spliced from 2 exons. NCBI's taxonomy places the organism in Eukaryota, Metazoa, Chordata, Aves, Psittaciformes, Psittacidae. Gene Ontology annotation, biological process: negative regulation of double-strand break repair via homologous recombination; regulation of sister chromatid segregation; maintenance of rDNA. The coding region runs from base 51 to 470 and encodes 139 amino acids.
GUCACCUCCCUCAGCGGGCGCCGGCACCCGCGUCCUCCCCGCGACACAGCAUGGCCGGGGCGGCUCCGGGGCCGCCGGUGAAGGUGCUGGCCGCCCAGCUGCGGGGCGCGGUGCGGGGUGCUGGUGGGACGUGGCAGUUGGGCCGGGCGGAGGCGGGCCGGGCACCGCUGUGCCUGCGGGCCGUGUGGAUGCAGGGCACCGUGCUGGAGGUGGAGCGCGGCGGCGUCCGCGGCGGCUCGGCCCGGCUGCGUGAUGACAGCGGCCCCUUCACCGUGCUCGGGGUGGAGGAGGUGCCCAAGGGGCGGCCCUGCCUCAGCGCAGGGAAGUAUGUAAUGGUGAUGGGUGUGGUGCGGUCCUGCAGUCCUGAGCCUGUGCUUCGAGCCAUAAAGAUGACAGAUCUUUCUGAAAACCCCGUGCACAAGGAUAUGUGGAGCCUCGAAGUGGAGGAUUUGCACAGAGUCAUCCCCUAGAUAUUUUUUCUUCUGCCAAAAAAAAAACGGAAAUGUACUUUUUUUCUCCCCCCCCCCCCCCCCCCCCCCCCGCUGCAGAGCAUUGAGCCAUUCUGUGUAUUUGCAGCUUCAGAUAAUUGCCAGUUACUCUCCUGGAGUAAACCAAGGUGAGAAAGUCAGGCUUGGAGUUAAGUGGAGGGAUCAGUGCGUAUCUGAUAAUAAUCAGUGUACGUCUCUUUCACAGUCUCUUUUUAUACCAACAGAAACACUUGAUGUGCUAAGAUGUCUGUGCUAUUAAAAUUACUACAGUUCUACAUAUAUUAGUUGCUGUUUCUAGGCCCAUGUUUAGAUAGUUGUUCCUGUAGUGGUGUAUUCUUGGCAGCAGCGGCUGAACAGAACUCAUGUUACCAGGUGAAUUCAAUACAUGAAAUGAAGGCAAAAUGCAUUUCAGUCCAUCUAGGUUGGGGUUGGCAAGAGCAUCUUCACCUGUUUUCUCUUUCAGUAAUAACAUGUCAGCAAAUUCUACUUGUAAGACAGAUGUCUUUUUCUAAGUGUAAAAGCAGAGUCUUGUAGCUAAACGCCACUCUGGUUUCUGUGUUUCUGAAAGUGGUACAGUGAUAACCCCUGUGUUCCAGCGAAGCGAGAUUAGCUGAAAAGAUGUGAUGCAGGAUUCCUUGGAAUAGGUUCUCAAGAUGCAAAUAACUUCUACUACCUCAUGAAACAAGCUUGCUAAGCCUAAGUGUAUUUUUCUCUUUAAAGGUUUCCUUUCUUGUUUCAAGCUAUGUUAUUUUUAGUUGUUUACAUUAUUCUUAAAUAUAUUUUAAUCUUUCUUUCCUCCUGUGGAAAAAAACCUCAAACUCAAACAAACCAAACCCCAUAUAAAUGAUGAAAUCUGAUAAAGGAAAACCUUUCAAAAUCA